CCGCCCGAUCCAUUUAGUAGACGUCCAGUCCAUUCCAUCCAUGCAUGCUUCCUAAUUUUCCAAAAUAUAAAAAUUCUCAAAAUUUAGAAAUUGGAAGCAUUAAUAAGAUUUUAAAAAUUGGGGGUGUUUUUUCCAUACAUUAAGAUUAUCCAUACUCUUUCAAAAGCUGAAAAUUCGAAAAAACAAUUUUUCGCAAUCCAAGAUCUGGUUGACCCACGUUCCGCCCAGUCUAUCCCUCAGUUUGCUGGAUUCCUGAUGUUCUUAAAAUUCAAGUUUAGACUUUUAGCAUCUUUUCCUAUAUGCCUGGGCGAUUUUGAAAAAUUAUGAAAUGACUUGGAAUAUGCUUAUUACCCGCAAAAUCACGAAAUUAAAGAGACGCGAAAACUGUGUAGCCGGUGUGUAGUUGGUGGGUUUCUGUUGUGCGCGCUCUAUUUUGCUGAUUAUCUAACCUCAUUUGACAUAUUAAUAUUCACUAAACAUACAGAAUAGAGCAUUGAUAACAUUCGGUUAGGGGGCUAUUUAUGAAAUUUAAUACAGCACUUUGAUUAGAUCUCGAGCCAGCAACAUCGAUCGAUCCUUCCAGGAGAAUUGUUUCAAUUAAUCUGAAAGUCACCUCGAUGUAGUGUACAAAGAACAAAAAGCGUAACUAGAAUUCCAGUCAUCGGUUCUGAAAACUGGUGUUUUUUCCAGGGGGUACCCAUAUCGCUGUGACACCGCAACUGAGUACAAUUUCUAUAGAUAGAGGUAUACGUGGAGCUGUUUCUGGUAAUUCCUCUAGAAUGUAUAGUACAAAAUGUACUACUGGUUUAUACUGGAUCUGUUAUCACUGUAUGUGCCGGCAUGCGUUUGUCAUCUCUGAGUAGACGUCUGUUUUAAUCUAGUGGCUAUAUCUACAAUACAUUAAUUGAGUGAGUGACCUUUUUUUAGUCUUAGAGUAGAAUUACUUUAAAGAUUAGCAACUUGAAACAUAUGGCUAUUGUAAAUCAAACUUCUACCUUGUCACUGACUGCUCGUAACGUCUAGGACAUUACAGCUAUAAAAAUGUGUGGAAAACGUAUUCUUCUCUUGGUUUUUAUGGUAGUCCUUACCCCAGCAGCAAAAUAUAUUGAGGACAAAAACGAUCAAUCAAUGAUUACACAAACGUCUUCAAGAUUUUGUUCUUUAUUAAGCUCAAACUGUCACCACUUGUUUUCCCGACGAAGAGGGUUUGAAGUCGGCCAUAUUCAGUUUAUUCAUUUCAAAGGAAAACAGUAUGAAAUUGUGACGCGAAGCCUUCGACCGUUAAUGUUCGAAAUUCCUGGUUUUCUUUCUAACACGGAAUGUGAUCAUAUCGUGAAACUUGCCGUACAAAAAGGUUUGGAAACGAGCAAGACCUUAGCAGAGUAUUCUAGACCAGUAACUCCUGCAAUUAUGGAUCUUAUAAUAUCAAGAUAUAAGCGGAUUGGUAGACGCUUUGCAAAUCACUUGGGUUCAGUGAAGAAAAUGAGGGAAUUCAUCAACCAGGCAGAAGGUCUUUACCCCCGCAAAGCAGACGCGGAGAAAAUAUUCAAAAUGUUUGAUGUGAACAAAGAUAGCAAUAUUACAGAAGACGAACUUUUCUUGGCCCCAGACAACGUUAUCCAAAGUCUAUAUAACUGUCUGGAGGAAUACAAAUCAAAUCCUAUAUAUGCCCCACGUUACAGUACCAACACGUGGCUUACUAUGUCAGGCAAGUCCUUGGACAACAUUCUCCGAGAAUUACAAGAAAAGAUCGAAAAAGUCACUAAUUUACCUAAGCACAUAGUAGAGGGCAGUGAGGACUUACAGAUUGUUCACUAUUCAGUGGAUGGCCAUUUUCAUGGUCACUAUGAUUCAACAGAAGAUGGAAUAGGUCGAAAUCUACCGUGCUGUAAACAACAAGGAGUAGAUCCAAAGAGCUGCCAUCUUUGUCGAUAUAUUACUAUUUUAUUUUACCUUAAUGACGUUACUCGUGGAGGAGAAACUGUUUUUCCUGCUGCUGGCGCCAAGAACGUCUAUCUAAACCAAUCAUCGAAUCUUAGUCUACAUUGUCAUAACGCGAACAUCGUUAUGAAACCUAAAAAAGGCACUGCAAUUAUGUGGUACAAUCACCAUCUUGACCCUAAAACUGGUCUCCUUGGUAACCUAGAUGUUUAUUCACUUCAUGGAGGCUGCGAUGUACUGGAAGGCAGCAAAUGGAUUGCUAACAGAUGGAUAAAUAUUCCUAAAGACCACCCUCCCCUCCCCUGAGAGAGAAUUGUUAUAGGUAUACGAAAGACAAAGGAUG
Actinia tenebrosa (Australian red waratah sea anemone) is the source of this 2284-nucleotide messenger RNA. RefSeq names its product transmembrane prolyl 4-hydroxylase. Lineage: Eukaryota; Metazoa; Cnidaria; Anthozoa; Actiniaria; Actiniidae. The record is from RefSeq and is a predicted model, not a curated record. Gene Ontology annotation, cellular component: endoplasmic reticulum. Gene Ontology annotation, molecular function: L-ascorbic acid binding; procollagen-proline 4-dioxygenase activity; iron ion binding. Gene Ontology annotation, biological process: peptidyl-proline hydroxylation to 4-hydroxy-L-proline.